Molecule: messenger RNA, 6954 nt
Organism: Onychomys torridus (southern grasshopper mouse)
Lineage: Eukaryota; Metazoa; Chordata; Mammalia; Rodentia; Cricetidae
Gene: Nfatc2
Product: nuclear factor of activated T cells 2
Exons: 10
Coding region: 436-3153 (905 amino acids)
Biological process (GO): calcineurin-NFAT signaling cascade; regulation of transcription by RNA polymerase II; cytokine production
Cellular component (GO): transcription regulator complex
Molecular function (GO): transcription factor binding; RNA polymerase II cis-regulatory region sequence-specific DNA binding; DNA-binding transcription factor activity, RNA polymerase II-specific
Source: RefSeq, a predicted model, not a curated record
ACUUUUUCUCUGCCCCGAACAAUCAGGGACUUGUGCUUGGCGGCCGAAGGAGCCACGGAGCUGGCUGGCCGCGGAGGAGGCGACGUCAUGGAUUCCUGAGUGUGAAGUUUUCAGGAAAGCCCUUAGUUUUGGAGAUGGACUGGAUCCAGGGGUUUCCAUGGCGCUGAGUAAACAGGAGGAAACAGUGAGGGAAUCCCGUUAUUUUACUGCAUUGAAAGCCUAUAAACACGCAGCGCGGGGAAGGAAGUCGCGUUGCCGCUGGAGUAAGCGACCGCGGAGCGCCAGAAGCCCGGGAGCCUGAGCCGGAGCCCGGAGCACGGCAGCGGGAGCACGGGGAGCCGGAGCUCCAGAGCGGAGCCUGGGCGCUGCAGCCUCUGCGCCGCUCCGCCGGAUCGAAGCACCGGGUUCCCAGCCGGCUGAGCCCGGUGCCUCCAGAUGCAGCGCCCCGCAUUGCGCAGGCCAGGCCCCCGCCAGCCCCUCCGCACCAUGGGGUCUGCGGACCGAGAAGAACCGAACGCACAUAAUGCCAUCAGCUCACCCUCCGGACUCGCAUACCCGGAUGAUGUCCCGGACUAUGGCCUCAAGCCAGUCAACCCCCUCGCCAGUCUCUCUGGCGAGCCCCCCAUCCGGUUCGGAGAGCCGGAUAGGCUAGGGUUCCAGAACUUUCUGAGCCCGGCCAAGCCAGCAGGGGCUUCGGGCCCGAGCCCUCGGAUCGAGAUCACUCCAUCCCACGAACUGAUGCAGGCAGGGGGGGCCCUCCGUGGGAGAGAUGCCAGCCUGCCCCCCGAGCAGCCGGCCCUGGCCCUGGCCGGCCUGGCCGCCAGCCCGCGGUUCACGCUGCCCGUGCCCGGCUUCGAGGGUUACCGCGAGCCGCUUUGCUUGAGCCCCGCUAGCAGCGGCUCCUCCGCCAGCUUCAUUUCUGACACCUUCUCCCCCUACACCUCGCCCUGCGUCUCGCCCAAUAACGCCGGGCCCGACGACCUGUGCCCCCAGUUUCAAAACAUCCCUGCUCAUUAUUCCCCCAGAACCUCUCCAAUAAUGUCACCUCGAACCAGCCUCGCCGAGGACAGCUGCCUGGGCCGACACUCGCCCGUGCCCCGUCCGGCGUCCCGCUCCUCCUCACCCGGUGCCAAGCGGAGGCAUUCGUGCGCAGAGGCCUUGGUGGCGCCCCUGCCCGCAGCCUCCCCGCAGCGCUCCCGGAGCCCCUCGCCACAGCCCUCGCCUCACGUGGCACCCCAGGACGCUGGGUACCCUCCCACGGCUGGCUCUGCUGUUCUCAUGGAUGCCCUCAACAGCCUGGCCACGGACUCGCCCUGCGGGAUCCCCUCCAAGAUAUGGAAGACCAGUCCUGACCCGACCCCCGUGUCCACCGCCCCGUCCAAGGCGGGCCUGGCCCGCCACAUCUACCCUGCCGUGGAGUUCCUGGGGCCUUGUGAGCAGGAGGAAGGGAGGAAUUCCGCUCCCGAGUCCAUCCUGCUGGUACCACCCACCUGGCCCAAGCAGCUGGUGCCGGCCAUUCCCAUCUGCAGCAUCCCUGUGACUGCAUCCCUCCCUCCACUAGAGUGGCCACUGUCCAAUCAGUCAGGUUCUUAUGAGCUGCGGAUUGAGGUCCAGCCCAAGCCCCAUCACCGGGCCCAUUAUGAGACGGAGGGCAGCCGUGGUGCCGUCAAGGCCCCAACAGGAGGUCACCCUGUGGUGCAGCUCCAUGGCUACAUGGAGAACAAGCCCCUGGGCCUUCAGAUCUUCAUUGGGACGGCUGACGAGAGGAUCCUUAAGCCGCACGCCUUCUACCAAGUACACAGGAUCACCGGCAAAACCGUCACCACCACCAGCUAUGAGAAGAUUGUGGGCACCACCAAGGUCCUGGAAAUCCCACUGGAGCCGAAGAACAACAUGAGAGCCACCAUUGACUGUGCAGGCAUCCUGAAGCUUCGAAAUGCUGACAUCGAGCUGCGGAAGGGCGAGACAGACAUCGGCAGAAAGAACACACGAGUUCGCCUGGUGUUCCGCGUGCAUGUCCCGGAGCCCAGUGGCCGCAUCAUCUCCCUGCAGGCAGCGUCCAACCCCAUUGAGUGCUCUCAGCGCUCUGCCCACGAGCUGCCCAUGGUGGAGAGACAAGACGUGGACAGCUGCCUGGUCUAUGGGGGCCAGCAGAUGAUCCUCACAGGCCAGAACUUCACAGCGGAGUCCAAGGUUGUGUUCAUGGAGAAGACCACAGAUGGGCAGCAGGUUUGGGAGAUGGAGGCCACGGUGGAUAAAGACAAGAGCCAGCCUAACAUGCUUUUCGUUGAGAUCCCCGAGUAUCGGAACAAGCACAUCCGCGUACCCGUGAAAGUGAACUUCUACGUCAUCAAUGGAAAGAGAAAACGAAGUCAGCCACAACACUUUACCUACCACCCAGUCCCUGCCAUCAAGACGGAGCCCAGUGAUGAGUAUGACCCUUCUCUGAUCUGCAGCCCUGCCCAUGGAGGCCUGGGGAGCCAGCCAUAUUACCCACAGCACCCAAUGCUGGCCGAGUCCCCUUCUUGUCUUGUGGCUACCAUGGCCCCCUGCCAACAGUUCCGCUCGGGGCUCUCAUCCCCCGAUGCCCGCUACCAGCAGCAGAGCCCUGCAGCGGCUCUUUACCAGAGGAGUAAGAGCUUGAGUCCAGGCCUGCUGGGCUACCAGCAGCCGGCUCUCCUGGCAGCACCCUUGGGCUUGGCCGAAGCCCACCGCUCUGUGCUGGUGCAUGCUGGCUCUCAGGGCCAGGGGCAAGGAUCCACCCUGCCACACACAUCCUCCGCUAGCCAGCAGGCCUCACCUGUGAUCCACUACUCACCCACAAACCAGCAGCUCCGUGGCGGGGGGCACCAGGAGUUCCAGCAUAUCAUGUACUGUGAAAACUUGGGCCCCAGCUCUGCCAGGCCCGUUCCACCAUCCAUCAACCAAGGUCAGAGGCUGAGCCCCGGCUCUUACCCCACGGUCAUCCAACAACAGACUGCCUUGAGCCAAAGAGCUACCAAAAAUGGACCCCCAGUCAGUGACCAGAAGGAUACUAUGCCCACCGGAGUGGCAAUCAAACAGGAACAGAACCUGGACCAGACCUACCUGGAUGACGUUAAUGAAAUCAUCAGGAAGGAGUUUUCAAGGCCUCCCCCACGAAAUCAGACCUAGAAACAGCCAUUAUCACAAGAAACCUUCCACCUUGGACCCUCUGUCUCUCCCGCCUUCUCUGACUGGAACGCUGUAUGUGGGUGCAGUGCAGGCUGCUGGUGCCAGAGCCUGCUGCCUCUCUAAGCUCAUCUCAGCUGAUGUCCACGGUGACUGGAUUUUCACCAGGAAGAGCAACUGCCUGCUGACCAAAGCCCAUUCUCAACUCACCAGGAAGCUGAGCUUGCCUGAGACCUGGAGGCUGGACUGGGGGAAAGAACUGGGAACUUCGGCCCCAGCCCACAGAUAUGGCUCCUCUCUCUCCUGAAGGAUGUUUAGACAGAGCAACCAAAAGGACAUGCCCAAGAGUCCAACUUUUGGGCUUGAGAACCCCAGAUCUCUAUAGGAGCCAAAACCAGACCAUCAUCUCUGCCCCAGCCGGGGCACAGUAGAGCUUUAUUUUGAAUUUUCUUUCCAGAAACAAACUGCCUUGCCCUGACAGGGCCACCUGUUCCAACUUCUCAGCGUUAAGUUAUAACACAUGUACAUGUUUGCCAGCUUCUGGGGCUUCGCUUUAUUUUUCUCUGCUUCAAAGAGCCAACUAAGGUGUCUGCAGGCUGGGCCCUCUCAGCCAGCUACUCCCUAACCCUGCUACCUGCACCAGACCUCUAGUGGGAUACAGCCCACGCUGCCUGUUGAGAACAAUGCUUCCAAAGGCUCCUCUGCACCCUCCUCCCAGACAGAGCCUCCUCCACCAGGAGCUGGGAGAACCUUCUGGGUCUUUGCCACCUAACCCAAUCAAAACCUGCAGGUGUUUGUCGCGACUGCCACUGAACAGAACAAAGGGGUUGAACUAUCCCCCUACCCUAAACUCAAAGCAGGAAAGUGCUGGCAUCACCCCAUUGUUCUGAUUUUUACCUGGAUGCAUUUAAAGUCGCUGUCGAAUCCAAAGUGUUGCACAUGUAACUUGGGCAGAUCUGCCCCAGCAUGUGCCUUAGUGUGAUCCAGCCCUGCUUGGCUGGGUUGGGUGUCCUGUGGAUUCUCCACACUCCUCUCACUGGGGUCCUCCACAGGCUUCCUCCCCUAGGCAGUGUGCUUUUCCUUCCAGCAGAGCUCUCCUAGCCACGAACAUAGUUUUCGCUGCUUGCCUUCACCACAGGUGCCCUGUACACGCUGGGCAGGCAUGUUAAGUGACUUUCUCAGCUCUGUCUGCUAGGCAGAGGGCCCAAGUAGCAAGCCGCAGUGGCUAAAUAUCCAUCGUGUGUUUCUUACAUCGGACUUUGUCAAGGCCAUCCCAAGGUAAAUCUUCUUGGGAGCUGGGCCAGCUAUGGCUAGCUCUUCAGAUGGAGCCCCCAUGCCCAGGGUUCAGCUUGAGCAUGAGAAGUAUGACCUCUUGGCUAAUAUCUAGCAUUUCUUUCCCCUAGCAGCAGCACCAGGUUUCCCUCCAUCCACCCCAAGCAUAGAGCUGAGCAGAAUUCUCUUUUGAACCCAGAAUGUUUAGCACUGAGCCUCUGAUUCUAAGUACUUCCUAUUAAGCAAAGCAAGCUUCCCUGCUGGCCCUUUACUAGGGUAAUACCGACUUCUCUGGGGAAGGGUGACAAGGGUUGGUGAGAGAUCAGUUCUCACUUGCCCUGGCUGGGAGCCACUUUUUGCACAUGAGGAAUCAGGCCCUUCCUCAGAUUAUCUCAAUGUUUUACCCAAGUGCCUUCCUGCAAUUGUAGUGAGUAGUUCAGUUGCAUUGUCUACAGGGUGAAAAGGGGCUAACUCAUUUCCCAUUAAUCUUCUAACCAUGUCAGCAAAAGGGUUUCCUGUAGUUCAGACCUUCGUGUGUGUGUAUGUGUGUGUGUGUGUGUGUGUGUGUGUGUGUGAGUGUGUGUCUCGCGCGCGCAUGCACACGCUUGCAAGCGUGUUCGCAAAUACUAGCACAUGCCCUUCCCUUUAGACCACCUUAUCUGGAUAGUCUAAGGAAUCGUCUGAUAAACAAAUAGACCAGAAGGCCAAGGAGAGAAUGGCAUUUUUUUCCAGACAGGCCAGAGAAAGUGUAUGAGCAGCAGAGAGCUAUCAAGGAGGUUUGGUCAGUCACAGAUGCUAGGAGGAAACGUCGCCUGGAGCAAUUGCUUCUAAACCGUUUUUUUAAGAAUGGGAAGAUGCAGUCUGAUCUAAGUCAGUGAGAAAAAGAUGCCCGAUUAGUGAAGGUGGUUGUGUUGCAUGUGGGUCAGGAUCGGAGCAGAAAGGUGACUUCGUUAAAUCCAUGGUGAUGUUGGUGUGGCACUCUGACAGUUCCGUCUUGCUGAAUGUGGUACUUAACUCUUCAAAGUCCGCACAUCUUCCUGAUUGUACAAAGACAGCUGCUGGGAGUAUAUAUAUCCACCCAGAUCAGUAUGGUAUUAAAUUUUAUUUUCUUACCUGGAUUUUGAUGCUUUUUAUCUGCCCUCAAAAUAUCUCAUUCCUGUUGGAGUUAGAACAUAUUUAUAAAUGGUCAGAUGUCUUUUUAAGGUUUUUUUUUUAACAUAUAUAUCUUGAUUUUCUGUAAGAGAAAUGGUGUAUUUUUGAAUUUUUUUCAUUCCAGAAAAACAUAUCCAAAGACACACCUUGGGUCACUGUCAGGACCUCAGGACAGGAGGGAGGGGGACUGGGAGGAAAGAGCAUCUUUUUCUUGCUUGAGAAAGAUACACACUCCUCCAGCCUCAAGCCUGGGUUUUCCCUGAGAAUUGCACAUGAAGGGUUUAGUUGGUAGUUUUGAUUUAAAGCCACAGAACCCUGUCUUUUCAUGGGCUGACAAGAUCCUACAGGCUGAUUGUGACAGAAGCAACCACAUGGAGUCCUCACAGGUGGCCCUGUGGACAGCAUCCAAAGGACAGCACCUUGUAUCCAGCACAUGGAGCCAUGGGCAGAGGAGCUGGUUCCUCCCAAGACCUGGGAUAGCUGGUUCACAUCCAGGGGUCUGGUCAUCCGUCAUCCGUCACCACCCUGAGCACUGUCAUACAGAGAGGUCGGGAGCAAUGUGUUUUGAUUGUCACUCAUAACCAAAAGGAGGCCGGGUUGGUCUGUUUUUGCACCACAGUGCUCAGCAUUGACAGACUGUGGGUGGUCAAGCUUGGAUGAGCAUUCCUGAACUCUUUGCUGGAAGGACACCCCUGAGGAACCUGACACAUCCCCACCACUGGCAUCUCCCAACCUUGGGCAUCAAGCUUCAUGGACCCAAACCAGCCAGCCGCAGAGCGAAAGAGUCUCCUGCAAUCCAGCCAGCUGCUAAAAUGAGGCAACGUCACCUUCACCUAUGACCAAUUUACCCGUGCCUUGACAUACAGCCACCAUCCUUGUCUUAAGUCUGUUUACAGCUAACUCUAGUGAUGGGCAAGAGCAGAGCUUCCCUGAGCAGGCCCCUCUGAGAUCACAGACGGGUCCUAGGAGUCAAAGGGUUAAUGCUGUCUCUAUGCAGCCCCUGAGACAGAUGGGAAUAAAUGUCCCUGCCCUUUCAGCCUUUAGAUGGGCUGGGUGCAGAUGGUGCUGUUGCCGUGUGACUAGGAGCCCCAGUGUUCUGGUUGGCCAGAGCAUUCUGUGGGAGCAUCCCAGACAUCAGAGGACCCUUGUUCCCCAUCACCUCUCAGCCCUUACCGGGAGUCUCACAUCCUCCAGCUCCUAGAGGUUGCCCCAGUGAUGCCUGAAGACCAGGGUUUGGGAAAAUCCCGGCUAUCUGGAGUCGGAAUAUAACGCAUUCCUAUGCAAAAUGAUUUUAACCUUCAGUUUCAUGUAGUUUAUUUUUGCUAUAUGUAAAGUAUUUUUAUACGGCUUGUAUGAUGACAGCUUAGCAAUAAAACAGUU